AUGGGCAGCAGCGGCGCCGGCAAGACCACAAUGAUGGACGUCAUCGCCGGCCGCAAGACGGUCGGCCGCACCACCGGCGCCAUCACGAUCAACGGGCGCCCCAAGGACCCCGAGUCCUUCGCCCGCCUGACUGGCUACGUGGAGCAGACGGACGUGCAUGUCCCGCUGCAGACAGUUGGGGAGGCGCUGCGCUUCGCGGCAGCGCUGCGGCUGCCGGCAGGGUUUUCUUCACAGGAGCGCGAGGAGCUGGUGCGGGUGGUGGCGGGGCUGGUUGAGCUGGGGCCGCUGGAGGGCUGCCUCGUUGGCACGCCGGGCGCGAGCGGGCUGUCGGCGGAGCAGCGGAAGCGGCUGACCAUCGGGGUGGAGCUGGUGACCAACCCAUCUGUCAUCUUCAUGGACGAGCCGAGCAGCGGCCUGGACGCCCGCGCGGCGGCGGUGGUGAUGGGCGUCGUGCGCACGAUCGCCGACAGCGGCCGCACCGUCGUGUGCACCAUCCACCAGCCCUCGGCCGCCAUAUUCGCAUCAUUCGACGAUUUGCUCCUCCUGCGCCGCGGCGGGGCGGUUGUCUACAACGGCGCAGCCGCCGGCGUUGUGCCCUACCUCUCGCGCUACGCCCCGGCCCCCGCCGCCGGCCGCAACCCGGCCGGCUGGAUGCUUGAGGUCGUGGCCGCGCUGGCGCCGGGCUCCCGAGCGGGCAUGGGGGCCGGCGAGGCGCCGCCGGACGCAGCGGCGGCGGCGGCUGCGGUUGAUCUGGCAGAGGAGUACGAGCGAUCUGGAAUGGUCGAGGCGGCCGCCCGCCGCGCGUCCGAGGCGGCGGCAUCUGCUGCGGCGGCGGCUGGAAGCGAGCAAACGCCCAGGGAUGAAGAGGCGGCGGCUAGGGCUUGGGAUGAGGUCGAGGCGGCCGGCUCGUCCGCUCAGCCGUGCAGCGGGGCCGCGGCGCCGGGGGCGUGGGUCCAGUUCAGUGCCCUUCUGCAGCGCAACCUUCUGGGAUACUGGCGCAACCCGGGGCACAACAUCCCGCGGUACCUCAUCACGCUGGCCAUGGCGCUGCUGAUUGGCACCGUCGAGUUUGGCAAGAGCAGGCGCGAGCAACUUACGGACGCAAGGGGCGUGCAGAACGCGAUGGGCAGCAUGUACAUGAUCGUGAUCAGCCUGGCGUUUGAGGCGGCGUUCGAGUCACAGAGCGGCAUGGCGCAGGAGCGCAGCGUCUACGCGCGCGAGCGCGCGGCGCGCACCUAUGGGCCAGGCCCCUACCUGGCGGCUCAGGCACUGGUAGAGGCGCCGUUCCUGGCGCCGCAGACGCUGCUCUACACCGCCGUCCUCUACCCCCUGGUCGGCCUGCGCCCCGACGCGGGCGGCUUCUUCUUCGCGCUGCUGGUGGUGUUCCUGUCGGCCGCCUGCAUGAUACUGCUGUCUCAGGCGCUGGUGCAUGUCACGCCGGCGCCCUACCUGGCUUCGUUGCUGCUGAGUGUCAUCGGGGGGUCGCUCUUCAACGUCCUCUGCGGCUUCAUGGCGCCCCUGCCGACGUUGCCAGCGUGGUGGAGGUGGUUCUACUACUCCAACCCCCUGGCUUACUCCCUCUACGCCAUAAGUGCCGACCAGCUGGGGAGCGAGGAGCAGCUCAUGGCCAGCCCCCUGCAGGUCGGCGGCCUGAUCCCGGUUAAGGAGCACCUGUCGGCGGUGUUUGGCAUACAGGCUGGCGGCCGGGGCGUCUUCCCCGGGGAGUGGGGAGCGGUGGGCAUGCUGGGGGUGCUAUCGGCCCUCUACUUCUGCUGCAGCUACCUGGGGCUGCGCUUCCUGCAGCACCAGAAGCGGUGA
This is a messenger RNA of Monoraphidium neglectum, 1818 nucleotides long. RefSeq lists its product as hypothetical. NCBI's taxonomy places the organism in Eukaryota, Viridiplantae, Chlorophyta, Chlorophyceae, Sphaeropleales, Selenastraceae. Gene Ontology annotation, molecular function: ATP hydrolysis activity; ABC-type transporter activity; ATP binding. Bases 1 to 1818 code for a protein of 605 amino acids. Gene Ontology annotation, cellular component: membrane. The record is from RefSeq and is a predicted model, not a curated record. The transcript has 9 exons.